AUGCCUGGCUACCACCAGUACUGCACCCUAGGUGGCAAUGUGAAAAUUCCAGUGUUUCACGAGGACUAUCAAUAUAACAAGGACUCAGAGACAUAUUUCUGCCCAUUCCCCUGUGGUGAUUUCUCCAUCACCAAGGAAGAUGUGGAAAAUGGAGAAGAUGUGGCAAUGUGUCCUAGCUGCUCAUUCAUUAUAAAAGUGAUUUAUGACAAAGAUCAGUUCAUGUGUGGAGAAAGAGUCCCAGCACCUUUAACCAACAAAGAGUUAGUUAAAUGCUGA
Messenger RNA from Mus musculus (house mouse), 276 nucleotides. RefSeq names its product predicted gene, 47679. The transcript has 3 exons. The coding region runs from base 1 to 276 and encodes 91 amino acids. Lineage: Eukaryota; Metazoa; Chordata; Mammalia; Rodentia; Muridae. The record is from RefSeq and is a predicted model, not a curated record.